AUGCGUGAAGGAAGUUCAGGCAGGGAGGUGCUUGGAGGAGGCCUUGGUAGAAGUGCCUUUGGGGAACAAGGGCCCAGGCAGGGUUUUGGGCAGGCUGGUGUUAGCAGAGGCAUCGAGGAGGUCCAUGUCAACACCAACCUGCUGAGGCCAAUACAAGUGCAAGUUGACCCUGAGUUCCAGAGAGUGCGGUCAGACGAGAAAGAGCAGAUUAAGGCUCUCAACAACAAAUUUGCAUCGUUCAUCGAUAAGGUCCAAUGUCUUGAGCGGCAGAACCAGGCUCUGAUGGCCAAAUGGGAACUUCUGCAGCAGCAAAGUACCCGGCCAGAAGAGAGCAGAAAUAUUGCCUCUUUCUUCCAAGCUUACAUCAGCAGCCUGCAGAGGCAGCUAGAAACGCUCCAGAACCAGAAGGAGCAGCUGGAUCCAGAAGCAUAUAACAUGCUUCAGCUUGUUGAAGAUUAUAAAAAGAGAUUCGAGGAGGAGAUCAACAAGCGCGCAUCUAAAGAAGAGGAGUUUGUGGAGCUCAAAAAGGAACUGGACAGUGCCUACAUGGGGAAAACGGAGUUUGAUGUUCGGGUGGAAAUCUUGAGGCAGGAGCUUGAGUUCCUCAGAUGCUUACAUGAAGCUGAACUGUCCCAGCUGCAAACAGUAGUUGGCAACACCAAUGUCGUUCUGUCCAUGGACAACCAGAGAGAACUGAACAUGGAUGGUAUCAUUGAAGAAGUCAGGCAGGAGUAUGAGGCAAUUGCUCAGAGAAGCAAAGCUGAAGUAGAUGCCAUGUAUCAGGGCAGGUACCAGGACCUUCAGAACAUGUGGGUGAAUCAACGUGACCAACUGAGGAACAGUUAUAAGGAAAUCCAGGAACUCACCAGGCAGAUCCAAAGACUACAACCAGAAAUUGAAAUUGCAAGAAAAAAGAGUGCCAGCCUCCAAGACACCAUUAAAGACACGGAGCAGCGUGGGGGCUCUGCCAUCAAAGAUGGCCAGCAAAAGCUUCAGGACUUGGAAAAUGCCUUGCAAGAGGCCAAAGAUGAUCUGGCUCGCCUUCUACAUGAUUAUCAGGAGCUCCUGAAUGUGAAAUUGGCCCUGGAUAUUGAAAUUGCCAUGUACAGAUCGCUCCUCGAGGAGGAGGAGACCAGGUGUCAUUGA
Charadrius vociferus (killdeer) is the source of this 1146-nucleotide messenger RNA. Its product is annotated as keratin, type II cytoskeletal 1-like. The coding region runs from base 1 to 1146 and encodes 381 amino acids. Gene Ontology annotation, molecular function: structural constituent of skin epidermis. Lineage: Eukaryota; Metazoa; Chordata; Aves; Charadriiformes; Charadriidae. Gene Ontology annotation, cellular component: keratin filament. Gene Ontology annotation, biological process: intermediate filament organization; keratinization. The transcript is spliced from 8 exons. The record is from RefSeq and is a predicted model, not a curated record.